AUGGGGGAAUCCGGACAGUAUCAGCCAUUGAGCACCGAGGAGCCAGAGCUACCUGGGCUAGCCAUCUACGACUCCCAGCCGGCUGCUGCACCCCGAACGCUUAUUGAUAUCCUGCACGACUCCUUCAAAGCCUAUUUUCAGCAUCCUGCCAUUGACAAUGGUCAGACGAGUCUUACCUAUGGUCAGCUACAAGAAGAGAUCGCCAUUCACGUUGAAACACUACGAGCGUCUCAGAUUGGUGUGGGCGAUCGCGUGGGCAUUCGCAUGACUUCUGGGACCCUCGACCUCUACGUCAGUAUCUUGGCAGUUUUAACUGCAGGAGCAGCAUAUGUCCCGGUCGAUGUCGAUGACCCGGAUGAACGAGCAAAUACAGUAUGGGCUGAGGCCUGCGUGUGUGCAGUCUUGACCGACGGCCCACAAUUGACAACCUACGCCUCUUUGGCUCAAUCGAAAUUCAAAAACCCUACCACAGAUGACACGGCCUGGAUCAUUCAUACUUCUGGGUCGACGGGCAAACCAAAGGGGGUAGCUGUCACGCAUGGCAGUGCAGCUGCAUUUGUCGACGCAGAGGCUCAGUUAUUCCUACCAGACCGACCAAUUCGCCCUGGUGACCGAGUCCUAGCCGGACUGUCGGUCGCUUUUGAUGCAUCAUGUGAAGAAAUGUGGCUAGCAUGGCGGAAUGGCGCCUGCCUCGUUCCAGCACCUCGCUCGUUGGUCAAGGCAGGCGUGGAUCUAGGCGCUUUUUUGAUUCAACAAUCUAUAUCCGUCGUCUCAACAGUCCCGACUCUGGCAGCAAUGUGGCCAUCAGAAGCUCUACAAAAGGUUCGACUAUUGAUCCUGGGUGGGGAGGCCUGUCCCGCAGAGCUAGUCAGCCGUCUCUCAAGCAGUCGACGAACUAUAUGGAACACGUAUGGCCCAACAGAAGCGACGGUAGUAUCCUGCGCAACUCCCUUGAUAGCCGGUCAAUUGGUUCGUAUUGGACUUCCGUUGGCUGGCUGGCAACUCGCUGUCGUAGGACUAGACGGCAAGCCUGUAGCGUGGGGUGAGACUGGGGAACUAGUCAUUACCGGUGCCGGCUUGGCUCGCUAUCUGGACAUCGAGAAGGACAAGGUCAAAUUUGCACCAUUGUCAUCCAUCGGUUGGCCACGAGCAUACUGGACCGGCGAUUUGGUUCGUGCAGACCAACAGGGAUUGGUUUUCAUGGGUCGAAAUGACGAGCAGGUCAAGUUAGGAGGCCGUCGUGUUGAGUUAGGUGAGAUUGACGCCACCCUGAUGAUGCUUCCUGGCGUUAGGGCAGCUGCUAGCGCAAUCCGUCGAUGCGAGACGGGCCCACCGCUCCUCAUUGGCUAUAUUGUUCGAGAUAUCGCUGCCAACAACGCCGAUCGCGACUUUUUACGAGACCACUUGCCUGCAGCUUUGGUUCCUUUUUUGAUCAAUUUGAAGCAAAUUCCUUUACGGACUUCCGGCAAGGUGGAUCGUGAAGCGUUGCCGUGGCCGCCUCCAUCAGUCGACCAAAGAGCAUUCGAAGACAGCGCGGGCUGGUUAGCCAAACAGUGGCAGAAUGUGCUCGGGAUACCUAUCCGGGACAACCACAGUUUUUUCGAUAUUGGCGGUACUAGCCUUGCAGCAGCACAGCUUGUCUCGUUGCUUCGUCGGCGAUGCCCUGGCUUUUCGGUGGCAGACAUUUACCAGCACUCAACCUUGUUCGAAAUGGCCCAUCGAGUGGAUCAACUCACAAACACUCAUCAAAGCAUGCGAGUAGUAAAGCCAACUCCAACAUGGACGGGAUAUGUCCAAUUUGGGACCCUCCUGGUUUUGCUCGGCUUUGAGAGCUUCCGCUGGUUUGUCGUGCUGGGCCUUUUCAAAGCAUCAGCCACCUUUUUCAUGGGUCCACUUCCCUGGAUCGAGGCACUCUUGAUUCCAAAUUGGGUCCUUUUAAUAUCUUGGAUGCUUUUUGUAAACAUGCCCGGCAGAGUAGUGACCGCAGCUACUGUGGGACGAAUUCUUACGGCUGGCAUCAGACCAGGCAAUUACGAUCGAGGCGGGUGGGUACAUCUUCGACUGUGGGCAGCUGAACGAUUUACAAGUAUGAGUGGAAUCAAUCCCAUCAUCGGCACGCAGUGGUGUCGCCGCUACGCCUGGCUUCUUGGCUGUCAAGUGGACCCGAGUGCUCAAAUCCAUGCUCUACCGCCAAUUACAGGCCUUGCCAGCUAUGGGGCGUCUAGCGUUGUCGAACCGGAUGCGGACAUCACAGGGUACUGGGUGGAUGGAGACAUUUUGCGGAUUGGGACCAUUGAGAUAUCCACAGGCGCUCGAGUGAGUACCCGGGCCGUAUUGCUUCCAGGAACCAUAGUCGAGCCUUUUGCAGAAGUGCCGCCGGGUGUCUGCGUCGGUGGGACGGUCAAGAGCGGCAAGAUCGUUCCUGGUGAGAGGUACACUGCCGAGCGAGAUGGUGCCUGGGCAAUGCUGCGUUACACCUUGACGCUGCUGCUAGUCGAAGCCUUACCAGCCAUAGGUGCCAUGCCCGCAGUGGCACUCUGUGCAUAUGUCUUGCGGAACCGCGAAGCCUUGGAAGGUUUGGUAGUUACUGUAUUGAUCCUGGCGGUACCCGUCACCGUGAUGACUAUUAUCUCCUAUGCGGCUCUGUUAACCGUCUUGAUUCGAUUUGCUGCACGGUACAUGGCGCCUGGUAUCUAUUCCAGCCAUGGUGUCCAUGCCUGGGCUGCUUGGUUAACCCAUCGACUCAUGAACGACGCCCGAAAUGGUCUCUUUCUCUUUUACGCCAGUUUGCUGACGCCGGUGUGGCUUCGCGUGCUGGGCGCUCGCAUUGGUCAAGGAGUAGAAGCGUCAACUAUAGUGGCACCACCAUCACUCCUCCAUGCAGACAGAGGGUCGUUUUUGGCCGAUGAUGUGAUGCUGGCACCAUUUGAGCUUCGGAGAGACAACCUUGUGCUGGGUAUAUCGUCGGUAGGACAGAGAGCAUUUGUGGGCAACUCUGGAAUUGUCGGGCCAGACCACUCUACUCCAGAUGAUUCGUUGGUUGGCGUCUUGGGAAGUGCUCCGCUUCCGUCGCAAAUGCCCCCUGGUUCAUCUUGGCUCGGACGACCAGCCAUAUCAAUCCCUCGUCGUAGCGACGUCUUGGCCGACCCUAGGCUGACCUUCGACCCAACAUUGAGACUGAAGAUUGCGAGAGGCGCAGUCGAGUCGAUGCGGGUCAUUCCGUUGCUCAUCUCGGCACUCUUGAUAGAGUUAAUUACGGCUGGUAUAAUUACAGCCCUGAACUAUUGGGGCUUGACCAUUGCGAUCGUUGCAGGAGGGGUGUUGCUUUUCGCAGCAGGAGCUGCGGCGUGCCUGUUGGCAACAGCUGCCAAAUGGGUGUUGACACCUAAUGUUGCAGCUGGCCAUCAGCACCCGCUAUGGAGCUCGUUUGUGUGGCGGAAUGAGCUAGCUUCGACCUUUGUUGAAUCACUGGCACUGCCAUGGAUGCUUCGCCUGCUGUAUGGGACCCCUCUAUUGAACAUGUGGCUGCGGACGAUGGGAGCUGAAAUUGGAAGAGGGGUUUGGUGCGAGACACAUCGUUUCCCCGAGGCCGAACUAGUGAGUCUGGGAGACGGUGUCACGAUCAAUCGCCAAUCCGUGUUGCAGACUCAUCUGUUUCACGACCGACUGAUGCGGCUGGACCAAGUGACAUUAAAGGACGGAGCCACAUUGGGGCCCGCUGCUAUCCCCUUGCCUGGGACAAUUAUUGGAUCCGGUACAACAAUUGGUCCUCUUUCUCUGGUCAUGCGAGGAGAGCAAGUUCCUGAUGGCACUCGUUGGCUUGGGAACCCAAUUUGGCCAUGGGAAACUACGCCUAGGAGUACGCUGGAUAGUUUUUCAAUUUAG
Molecule: messenger RNA, 3885 nt
Organism: Penicillium cinerascens
Lineage: Eukaryota; Fungi; Ascomycota; Eurotiomycetes; Eurotiales; Aspergillaceae
Product: non-ribosomal peptide synthetase
Exons: 1
Coding region: 1-3885 (1294 amino acids)
Biological process (GO): amino acid activation for nonribosomal peptide biosynthetic process; secondary metabolite biosynthetic process
Cellular component (GO): cytoplasm
Molecular function (GO): phosphopantetheine binding
Source: RefSeq, a predicted model, not a curated record